This is a messenger RNA of Sardina pilchardus (European sardine), 1823 nucleotides long. It is a transcript of the gene slc25a18, whose product is annotated as solute carrier family 25 member 18. The transcript has 11 exons. Gene Ontology annotation, molecular function: L-glutamate transmembrane transporter activity; L-aspartate transmembrane transporter activity. The record is from RefSeq and is a predicted model, not a curated record. The coding region runs from base 254 to 1225 and encodes 323 amino acids. Gene Ontology annotation, biological process: L-glutamate transmembrane transport; malate-aspartate shuttle; aspartate transmembrane transport. NCBI's taxonomy places the organism in Eukaryota, Metazoa, Chordata, Actinopteri, Clupeiformes, Clupeidae.
AGGAUGCAGAAGAGGAAAAGGGGUUGAGAUACAUACAUCAAGACAAGAUCAUGACAUUUUUUGAUGGUGGAUGUCAAAGGCAGUAAAUGGGAGCUGAUAAGCCCCUCAUCUUUCAGCUUGCUCCUUCAAGUUCUAGGGGCAAGUGGGUGGUGACAUUUUGAACUAAACUUCUGUGUGAGGAAUACCAGGUUGAGAAAAUUGCCAUUGUGAAUCCAAAAUCAAAAGAAGAGACCACUGGACACCCUUUGUGAAAAUGACUGACCAUAAAGUCAGCCUUCCUGCUAAGCUGAUUAAUGGGGGAGUGGCAGGUCUAGUGGGCGUGACCUGUGUUUUUCCUAUUGAUCUUGCCAAGACUCGCCUCCAAAACCAGCAGGGGGCCCGUCUCUAUAGUGGGAUGCUGGACUGUUUGGUGAAGACUGUUAGAACAGAGGGUUACUUUGGGAUGUAUCGAGGUGCAGCAGUGAAUCUCACCCUUGUAACCCCAGAGAAGGCCAUCAAACUGGCUGCAAAUGACAUCUUCAGGCAGAAGCUUUCUAAAGAUGGAAAGCUGCCCCUUUGGGGGGAAAUUCUGGCUGGAUGUGGGGCAGGAACCUGCCAGGUGGUGGUAACAACACCAAUGGAGAUGCUGAAAAUCCAGUUGCAAGAUGCAGGCAGGUUGGCUGCACAGAAGUCAGCCACAACACCUACUCCAGAGCCAGCCCCAUCACUAGUGGCACCACAGGCGUCCCAGUCUACCCCUAGGCCACGGCCCUCUGCCACGAACAUCACCCUGGAGCUUCUGAGGACUCGAGGCUUAGCUGGGCUUUACAGAGGAGCGGGGGCCACUCUGCUCAGGGACGUCCCCUUCUCAAUGAUCUACUUUCCACUGUUUGCCAACCUAAAUACGCUGGGCCGAAGUGAUCCAGGUUGCCCGGGAGAUGAGCUAAAGCGAGCCCCCUUCCUGCACUCCUUCAUGUCAGGCUGCAUCGCUGGAUCAGUCGCAGCUGUGGCAGUCACGCCUUUAGAUGUUAUUAAAACUCGUCUACAGACCUUGCAAAAGGGUGAAGGGGAGGAUUCCUACCGUGGCAUUCUAGACUGUAUACGACGUGUCCUGACUCGAGAAGGGCCUACAGCUUUCCUGAAAGGAGCUACGUGUCGUGCAUUGGUCAUUGCCCCUCUCUUUGGCAUUGCACAGGGUGUCUACUUUUUGGGUGUAGGUGAAGAGGUGCUCAGCCUGCUGGGAUAGCAACAGGAACACUUUCCAACCAUGCAAAAUAUACAGUUUCCUCAUGCAGUUUAGGAGGGUGGGGGUCUGCGGCAAAGUAUGGAGAGGUUGUUAACUAAAUGCUAACAUAUUUUCAGUACCAACAAACAUUGUGUAGUUGUUUUUUUUUUUUUAAUCUGUAAACAGGUUUUGAUAAUAGGCAAGGGUUGGGUAUGUUAAUGCUCCAAUCAGAUAGCCUCCUGUCUGAGAUGGGAGCAUUUUAUCUUAAGGCAAAUAUAUACAUUUACAAGACUGAAUGAAUGUCUGAAUGAAUGAUACUUUUGUAGUGCUUUUCUUGACACCCAAAGCGCUUUACAUAUAUUGCAAUGAUAUAAAUCAAUGAUAUAAAUAUCCCUAAUGUACAAGGCCAUGGAUGACAGAACAGCUGGUUGUGCUGGUACUCUCACUAUUCUUUUCCAAUCGAAUGGGGAGAAUGAACAGAACUAGCCAGAACAAGCCCUCAACAUCAAUACUGAAUAUACACUAUAUUGCCAAAAGUAUUGGGUCACCUGCCUUGACCCCCAUAUAAACUUCAAUGUCAUAUUAAGACCUAUGGAUUAAGAAUAGGAUGUGAUUGGUC